Molecule: messenger RNA, 676 nt
Organism: Caenorhabditis angaria
Lineage: Eukaryota; Metazoa; Nematoda; Chromadorea; Rhabditida; Rhabditidae
Source: the annotation of a GenBank genome assembly
AUGGAAACCAAGCCGAAAUCCUUUUGGGUAAAAUGUUUUCCUUUUGUUUCAAAAUUUAAAAUCUUGAAUUUUUCCAGCUUCAUUCAAUUUGCGCAGCAUUUCAACAUUGUCUAGUCUCUGCUGCAAUCUACUACCUAUUCCACAAACGGGCUCUCGAACAUAUCAAAGAAUUCUCGAUCGCUAAAAUGAAGUCUGAUUUGACGCAUGCGCAAUUUGCGCGAGAUUUGAAAGAGUUUUCCGAUGUCAGUUGGCUUGCUGUUAUUUCCAACCUAUCUCUCGGGUUUUUUUGCCUGAUGCAUGCGAAUAUUCCUGGAAAAUUGGUCGCUUUUUUUGUUGUCUUGUUUGGAGUGAGUUUUCAGCUUUUUCCCGAAUAAAAUCAAUCAAUUUAAUUUUUCUUCAGAUCUUUCAAAACAUUUGCCUCCAUCUGCUUCUAAAAACCUGCCAGCUACAAUUCACCCAAGUUUCGGUUGCGAGAACACUUCAAUCUUCAUCAACAUGUCUAAUCGAUGCUUCGCCUUUUUUGGAACAAUCCAAACAUUUGAUAAUUUUUCUGAUUUUUGUACAAUUUGCAUCGAUUUAUACGUGUGCCAUGUUCGCAUUUAUUUGGUCGAAUAAGCCGAAAAAGAAGCCAAUUUUUGGGAUGAAAGAUUGUGAGAAAAUCGAGAAUGUUGAAUAA